This is a messenger RNA of Agrilus planipennis (emerald ash borer), 3449 nucleotides long. It is a transcript of the gene Hexo2, whose product is annotated as chitooligosaccharidolytic beta-N-acetylglucosaminidase. Lineage: Eukaryota; Metazoa; Arthropoda; Insecta; Coleoptera; Buprestidae. The transcript has 9 exons. The coding region runs from base 512 to 2332 and encodes 606 amino acids. Gene Ontology annotation, molecular function: beta-N-acetylhexosaminidase activity. The record is from RefSeq and is a predicted model, not a curated record. Gene Ontology annotation, cellular component: membrane. Gene Ontology annotation, biological process: ganglioside catabolic process; glycosaminoglycan metabolic process; carbohydrate metabolic process.
CGUUACUUUAUUCGCGGCCGUUGUCUGUUUUGUUUGUUGUGUGUAACAUACAUUGUUACUAAAAAGAAAAAACAUUUGGCACGGCGAGAAUUGCGUGCGCUCCCGAUUGGCCGAUAAGAAUUUCCCGCGACCGAGAAAAACGAAUGGUGUUCUUGUACGUCCAAGACGGCUUGUUGUGUCCACCACUUAAAAAUAAUUAAACCGCCGAGCAGAGCGCACGUCUUACUUAAGCACAUCGCUGUCGCAUCGGUGCACCAGAAUGCAUUCACUGUAGGGUUUAAGUCAACUUUUAAUGUUGUAUAGUAAAUGCGUCUAGCGUAUUAACGUCAUUAGAGCCACAUUUGGCCGGGUAAAAAUAAACAGAAGUGCGUAAAGUUUUGAUGAAAAAGUCCAACUAUAAAUAGCAAUAAUUAACCCAGAAGAUACAUAAGGAAUAGUGCUUUACAUGUUGUGAUAUUGGAGCAAAAGGAAACAUUUGCUUAUAAAAAGACUGAAUAAUAGAAUAAAAAAUAUGCAGAAAAUCUGUGAUAAGAUGAAAACGAUUCUUUUGUUAUUACAAGUAUUUCUUUUAUUUGUAGAUGGAUCAUACAACGAUGGCACAAAACAAUGGUCUUGGAUAUGUAACACGUCUAGAAAAUGCGAAAAAGUUCCUAACGCUCCUGUUCAUAAAUAUUUUUAUAAUAGACAAGAGAAAGAACCCUUGUAUUCUUUAGAAGCGUGCAGACUUAUCUGUGGACAGUAUGGAGCACUUUGGCCAAGGCCUACUAAGGAUGUUGAUCUCUCGCAGGACCUUAUCAAUAUUAAUCCAAGUUCCAUUUCGUUUCAAAUGUUAAACGCAAUAGACGAAGCUAGAGAUUUUCUAAUAGAAAACACACAACUAUUUUUAAAAAAUAUAUUUUUGGAAUGUGGCAAGAAUUGUUCAGCCGUAAACAACGGAUUGGACGCUACCGUCUUCAUUUCAAUCAGUAACUCUAACAUGGACCUUAACUGGUCCACAAACGAAAGUUACUCAUUGGAAAUAUCAAAAGCAGGCGGAGUCUAUGUAACAAUAACAGCCCCAUCGGCUUUUGGGGCUAGACAUGCCCUGGAGACACUUAGUCAAUUGAUCACUUCUUAUAAAAUACAAGAAAACGGUAUUAUACACCACCAAUUUGUUAUCGUUUCGAAAGCAGUGAUAAAAGAUAAGCCUCAGUAUCCGUACAGAGGUUUACUAUUAGACACCGCAAGAAAUUUCCUAUCAGUUCACACAAUCAAACGUCAAAUAAAUGCAAUGGCUUCAUCGAAACUCAAUGUCCUUCAUUGGCAUAUCACUGAUAGUCAAAGUUUUCCAUUGGAAUCCGUCAGAGUUCCGCAAUUAUCAAAAUAUGGUUCUUACUCUUCAAAGAAUACAUACAGUUUAUCAGAUGUCAGUGACAUAAUUCGGUACGCAAAACUUCGAGGGAUUCGCGUCAUUCUCGAAAUAGACGCUCCAUCCCAUUCCGGAAAUGGCUGGCAAUGGGGUCGAGAAGCAGGACUUGGUGAUCUAGCUGUUUGUGUCAAUCAGGAACCGUGGAGGUCGUAUUGCAUCCAACCACCUUGCGGACAACUUAAUCCAAUUAAUUCUAAUGUUUACUCAGUCUUGGGCGACCUUUACUCUGAUAUCGUCGAUAUUUUACCAAAGGGAGAAACCUUUCACAUGGGCGGCGACGAGGUUUUUAUACCCUGUUGGAAUUCUACUCUGGAAAUUGUAAACUAUUUGGAUAGUCAGGGCCAGGAUCGGUCCCACGAAUCCUUCCUGGCUUUAUGGAGCUAUUUCCAACAGGAAGCGUUAAAGAAAUUCGAUUCAAAAGUUGGAAAUGAAAACACACCUAUCGUCCUUUGGUCCAGUGCUUUGACUGAACCAGAAAUAAUCGAAAAAUACUUAUCCAAAAACAGAUAUAUAAUUGAAACAUGGGUACCAUCCGACAAUGACCUGCCCACUAAAUUAGUGGAGAGAGGGUACAAUAUAAUAGUGGCGACCAAAGACGCUUGGUACCUCGACCAUGGGUUUUGGGGUACGACUGAGUAUCACAAUUGGAGAAAGGUCUAUCAAAAUCGAAUUUUAAAUAGUCCAAGUGUGCUAGGUGGUGAAGCAUGCAUGUGGGGUGAAUACGUCGAUGACACGUCCAUCGAUUCGAAGGUUUGGCCGCGGGCUGCAGCCAUGGCUGAGAGAUUAUGGUCGGAUCCAAGUUCGUCCACUUCGGCAGCCGAAGCCAGAUUUUAUAGACACAGAGAAAGACUGGUUGCCAGGGGAAUACAGGCGGAUGCCGUGACCCCACGAUGGUGCUAUCAAAAUGAGGGAAUGUGUUCGUAAUAGAUAUAAGUAAGAAAAACGAUAAGGUAUUUAAAGUAUUUUUUUAAUGUUAAAAAGUACAAAGUAGGGCCCAAAAAUUCUCCAAAAAAAGUGUAGUAUACAUACCUAAGCGUUUCUUCACCAAAAAUAGGUUUCGUCAGUUCUUCCAUCCAAAAUCAGCCAUCCAGAGUGCGCUUCAUAGAGAUAAUAGACGAGACACAGAAAAUAAAAAUACAUCUUCCGUCUCCUUUUCUUUUGCGCACAAACAGUUGAUAGUAAACUGUGCCGACCAAUUAAAAGCCUUAGUAUAAAAUACUCUUUUAAAUGUGCAUGCAAGAAAAGUAAAUCUCUAUUUUCCACUCAUCAAUACCACUAGUAACAGGGUUGCAUAGGAGAAUUAUAUCAUCUCUAUGAAGCGCUUUUCUUCACAAAUUGAAGUGGGCUUCGUUUUAAUCCAUUGUCGUAGCUAUUCACUUAAUUUUUGCGUCACUGAUUCGUUGUUCUAAUUGUUGAUUACUUGUCAAAAAAUCAACAAUUGAAAGUUACGAUGGUCAACCAAUCAGAGCGCGCUUUCAUUGUUAAAAUUAAAGUAGGCUUUUGUUUUAAUAGCUAAGACAACAAAGAAGAUGCGCUUUGAUUGGUUAAUUACCCACUCGUUUAAUAAAAUCUGAAAAAAAAAUAAGUGAUAGACUUUUAUAAAGAGCCGGGUAGUACUACACCUCUGUUGUAAAAUAUUCCAGUAUUUUAUUUCACAGUCAAUAGAUAUUCCACAUUCCAUAUUAAAUCCUCUUAGUUUAUACAUUUUUUACAGUAUACCGCAAUAGUACUUACAGAACGAAAGAAACGAUGCUCCAGUAAAUUUUAAUUUUUAUGUUUCCAUUUAAGAAGAUCAAUUUUAUUAAAUUAUUAGUAAAGAUGUGUCUAUCAUAAUCGUUUAUUCUAAGAAUAAACAAUUAUAACGCUUUAUUACGAAAAAAACUUUACACGCCUAUCCUAUGCUUUAAAUUUUUAUAUGAUGGUACAUUUAUUACUUAUAUAUGAUAUAAUUUUUUUCCAUUUAAAAUGUAUAGUGUGGAUUUUGUUGUUCCGGAAAAAUAUAAGUGCAUCGUCUAGUCAAAAAUAAAUGCGUAACCACUUU